UAUGAAAAAUGUACAAACUAUUCGAAUGGAGACAAUUGAAAAUGUGAGUAAUACAGGAGAAAUUGGUGAAAUAGAUUGGUUAUCAAAAAUGGAAGAAGUUAUCUAUAUAAGUGAAUUUCUAUCUGAUGAAGAAUCUGACAAUGGGAAUGAUGAAAAUCCAACAAUAAAUGAAAAUGAAAGUGAAAGUGGUAAUGAAGAGAAAGGAAAUCAACAACAACAUAAUGAUCAGGAAGAAGUUGCAAAGAAGGCAUUAAAUUUUCAAAAUGCAUUUCAUGAAAAAGAUUACAAAAAGUUAAAAAUAGCUAUUGAUAAAGCUUCUGUUGAACCAAUAAAUCCUUUAUUAUUUAAAGAUUUAUCAAAAGCUAAUGAAUUAAAAGGAAAUUUGAAAAAAAUAUAUGGUUUGCAAAAAAGAAUUUUAAAACUUGAUGCAAAAUAUAUAGCAGAAUUAAAUCAAUAUAAUCAACCACCAACUGUUAUACACCUUGUUAUAAAAUCAACAUUAUUGAUUUUAUCAAUUGGUGAAGUACAAACUGAUGAAUGGAAAGAAUGUAAAGUUUUUAUUAAAUAUGCAUGCUCCAAUUCUAUUUUAAAGAAAAUUAAAGAUCUUAAAAUCUUGAAUGUACAUCCAGGAAUUAUUCUAAGAGCUCAAGAAAUAAUAGAUGAAUUAAAUAUGCAAGAAGUUAGAGAGGCAAGUGCAGGUGCAGCAGCAUUCUAUUUAUGGUGUAAAGGUAACAUUGAUAUUUAUAAAAAGAUCAAGAAAGAUGAAAUGGAAAAAUCACAGCCAGCGUACAAAGACAGUCAAAAGAAUAUCUUUUCAUCCACUUAAAAAAGGUUACUUGUUUCAUAUUGGUAUACUCAGACAAAGCUAACAUUAUACACGACUACAAAAGCAUUCUCAUAUAUGAGUUUAUUAGAAGAGAUAGUUU
Molecule: messenger RNA, 926 nt
Organism: Dimorphilus gyrociliatus
Lineage: Eukaryota; Metazoa; Annelida; Polychaeta; Dinophilidae
Source: the annotation of a GenBank genome assembly